CGAAUAACUUGCAUCGUCGUCUCGGGCAUCGAAUCUCAGAGAGGAAGAAUGAUAAGAAAUGGUUGAUCGGUGGUAAAAUCCAGGACGAGAAUGUCGAAAUUCAAAUCCAGGUUGAUUGUAUCCUGGGUUUUCCUCAUACAAUUCUUUUUUCAACCGUCAUCGACGAUUGCUGCUACCAGGAAGGAGAUUGGCUUUCCAGAUAGGCGCAUUUGCAGAACAACAGUUCAAGGAAGAUAUUUGUUAUCUGAUGAUAAUGGCUAUGUGUGUGAUGCUCUCUCGUUGGAUCCACAAUCCCGUUGCUGUCCUGAAAGAGGAGGCAAAUUCUCUUGCCAUGGAUGCAAUGUCCUUUCCAAGUGUUGUAACUCCUAUGAAUUUUGUGUUUCGUGCUGCCUACAUCCUGAACAAACACAGAAGGAACAAGUACUGAAACUAAAAAUGGCAAAGCCAUUGACAUCAGGGACAUAUCCAAGUGUCUUUGAUUUUUGUGCUGGGAGGUGUCGACAUAACUCUGAAAGUGUUGUUCACGAAAAUGCCUAUGUUAGUGAUUUUCAUCAUUGCUUUUCUCUGCCAUCAAAUUCUUCCGGGUCCACUGUCUCGCCUGUAGAAGCCAAACUAAAUGGUAUUAAUGUUGUUGUCGGAAGGCAAGGAGAGUCUUGUGAUUCAGUUUGCAAGUCAAAUGGAAAAUCAUGUGUACUAAAUAAGCUUUUGAUACUUAACCAGUGCGAUAUUAUGCAGAAGUAUAUGAGCUGCAAAGGAGCAUGCUUGGCAAGUGUUGGAGCCGAUCAACCUGCAGAAGUUGUAGACGAUGCUCCCAAACAUAUGAAUCCGGGAGCAUGCUUGUAUACUCGAACGCAAUCAAUGCUGUCCUGUGAUGGUUCUCAUCGGCAUACCAGGAGACUUUGCCCCUGUGCUUAGUGCAUAGCUUUGGUGAGUUAGGUUUUCUUAUCGAUUGUUAGGAAUUUUUUCACGGUCGGAAGUUAACUGCAUUGUUGCUGUGGUCUCGUUAGAAUAUUUCCGGGACAGUUUCAUAGAUGAAGCGUGUCUUAGAUCGGCCUAUUUAUUUUCCGGGUACUUCCCGAAGACUUGGGACUUUCAGGAGACAUUUUUUUGCAUGGUCGGUGUUUAGAUACGAAUACGAUAGAAGAGAAAUGUAUAGGGUUGUGCAUGUCUUGACAUUGUUGUAUAAAUUAAAAGCAAAAUGCCAUUGACAUACUGAUUUAAGUUCAAACAUUCUUGCAAUACAUCAAGAUAAUUAUUUA
Molecule: messenger RNA, 1259 nt
Organism: Hibiscus syriacus
Lineage: Eukaryota; Viridiplantae; Streptophyta; Magnoliopsida; Malvales; Malvaceae
Exons: 11
Coding region: 91-915 (274 amino acids)
Biological process (GO): positive regulation of SREBP signaling pathway
Source: RefSeq, a predicted model, not a curated record